This is a messenger RNA of Sitophilus oryzae (rice weevil), 1939 nucleotides long. RefSeq lists its product as uncharacterized. Bases 278 to 1939 code for a protein of 553 amino acids. The transcript is spliced from 2 exons. The record is from RefSeq and is a predicted model, not a curated record. NCBI's taxonomy places the organism in Eukaryota, Metazoa, Arthropoda, Insecta, Coleoptera, Curculionidae.
UUUAAUAUUUAGAUAAACAAAUUGUUUCUAUUGAUAUACACGUUACGAAAGCAUGGGCCAUCCCAAGCCUAAUAAAGUUAAUAGCUUUUAAAUUAUAUGAUGCUUACCUGAACGAAAGUUGUUUGUCCCUUGAAGAAAUACCCCAAAAUAUUCACAACUGGAUAUUGAACAAUUUCGGUCUUUUCAGGUAACAUUAUGUUGACAUUGAAAUAUUUGAGAAAUGGUUAUUUAAACUAGUCUAUUUCAAACCAUCUUUGGGUGUUUAACGUGUUAAAAAAUGGACCAUUGGAUGAAACUACUCCUGCUACUGUUUGUCAUCUCAUCAGUAAGUCCGACACCACAUCAUCCAAGAAAUAAGCGAUCUGUAUUCCAUAACCCAAUCUUUUCGUCAGUGUUUCACAAUGCCAAUCCAUCAACAUCUUUUACUGAGAGAUUUUUUCAAGGUAGUAGACAUGGUGAUUGGUAUCGGCCUCAUUAUUAUCCAGAAUAUACACCACAUAUUAUAACAUCAAGUGAACAAACUCCCGUUUCUACAGCAAUAGCUGGAGAUGCAGAUACUGAUGUAGUGGAAGCGUCUAGAAGUAACACUGCUCUAGGUUAUGUCGGUGUGUAUAAAGUUCACGGUGUUAGUGAUGAGUAUGGGUUACCAAAAACAAAAAGCUUACAGACAGACUAUCCACAACUACCUGUUACAACCCACCAAGUUACCAGUUCUCCGGUAUAUGGAUUACCAAAAGUAAAAACCUUAGAGGCACCAAGUAAUCUUCACAAUUACCCAGAAUAUCCACCAUACUCUUUAAUAGCUCACGAUGAAGCUAAACGUUUUCCAUUAGCUCACAAUAUUAGGGAGGAGUAUGGAUUGCCAAAAGUAAAAACUUUAGAGCUAGAGAGUAAUCCACAUUAUUACCCACAAUAUCCACCACUAAGUGAACCAGAUCAUGAAGAAGCUACUGGUUCACCAAUAAUUAAUAAUAUUAAAAAUGAGUAUGGAUUACCCAAAGUAAAAUCUUUAGAUAUUGCAAGUAAUACAUAUUACUCAGAAUAUCCACCAUAUCUUGUAAAAGCUCAGAAUGAAGCUACAAGUUCUCCGGUAAAUCCAGAUAUUAGAGAAGAGUAUGGGUUACCAAAGGUAAAAACCUUAGAAUCGUGGAGUGAGAAUAAUCACACAACCCAGCCAAAAAUUUCUACAGAGUAUGGAGUUCCAACACAGAAAUCUAAUAAAUUAUUUGGCAAUGAAUUAUCAUCCUCAUCUUUUCAUCACGAUUCUUUGAAUAGUGACAAAAUUUCAGCAAGCAAGAGUCUAUUAUUAGCUACAGAGCGUUCAGUCAUCUCAGGAGGUGCAACUCGUUCAAACCAAGCUAGUUUUAACAAUCUAAAGACAUUAUUAUUGCAUAGGCAACAUAAUAAUCAACAUACUAAAGCAACAACUUUAAAUUCUCAAUAUGUACCACAAACAUAUGUGAAUGUACCGAGUUCUUAUAAGAUUAACGUUAUUCAACCUUCUUCAGAGUAUGGCGUUCCUCACGAAUACGUAACAGAAGUUAACCAUAAAGCUCACAUUGAACGAAGUCUUCCGAGAUCACAAGAAGCUAUAACACCAAUUAAUCCUGAAACUAUACCUUAUAAAUCUGCUCAAAUAUCAACUCAAUCUCGUUUAAAGCCUUUUGGAAGUUAUCGGGAACGGAAGAAGCAUAGGAAGGUACAGUACCAUGAAGAACGUACUGCUCCAGAGAACUACCACAUACCGCCACUGGGUGUUCUUCCAGGUGGCAUAUUCGGUGGACCUUGGGAGAGUGUAGCUCCUGAACAUGGUCUACCGAAAACCAAACCUCCUCGAGACUUUUUAGAAGGGAGUGGUAAGGUGAGAGGUAAUCACUCACAGAAUCAAGAGAUAAGGGGGUUUAAAAUAAAACCUGUUCCCUGGUAUGGACCAUAUUGA